Messenger RNA from Cucumis sativus (cucumber), 1634 nucleotides. RefSeq lists its product as uncharacterized. Lineage: Eukaryota; Viridiplantae; Streptophyta; Magnoliopsida; Cucurbitales; Cucurbitaceae. The transcript is spliced from 3 exons. The coding region runs from base 230 to 1456 and encodes 408 amino acids. The record is from RefSeq and is a predicted model, not a curated record.
GGGUAAUAAUAUUUUUAUAUGUGGCUAUCACGACAAAAAAUUUCCAUAUUUGAAAUCCAAUAAACAAAUACAGAAAACUUUAUUGGAAAAUAAAUAAUAAAGAAUUCAUGAUAUAUAUAUAUAGAGAGAGAGAGAGAGGCAGUUGCUUUAACAAACUCUCUCUCCGUUGCCGUUGAGCUUCAUCAUAGAAACAGAAGGAGGCUGUUAGAGAGGGAGAGUCUUGGAAUCAAUGAAGAGGCAGAACAGUCAGUUAUCGUCCACUUCCCGCCGAGAUCCUCCACCGGAGAGUCUUCGAGCUAAAAGCAUCGGUUGCAUGUCCGGCAUUAUUCAUCUUCUCUCCAAGUACCAGAACCGCCACAAGAAAUCCCUCACAUUCGGAAAGAGUAAACAAGAGAAGGAUAUUAUCGUGUUUUCUUCUACUUCACAAAAUUCCGAUCAUACCUCAGUUUCUGCCGUCAGUAUUUCCCCGGCUACUCCACCGCCACAGAGACAACGAAGGUCACGAAGUGACAAAAACAGAGAAGGAAAAGGAACGGAGGUUGUUGAUUUCAGUCGGAAAAGAAUCUCCUUCGAUUUGCCGACGAGGAGUCCGACCCUUUCGGUGGAGAUAAGGCGAUCGAGUUCAGUGAACCCGCCGACGAAGAUCGGAAAAUCUCCCGCACUUGUAGCACGAUUGAUGGGACUAGAAGCUGUGCCGGCGGCGGAAGAAACGUCAAGAGAGAAGAGGAGGAAGCUUUUGGGAGCGUUGGAGAAAUGUGAUAAUGAUUUGAAGGCUCUGAAGAAGAUAAUCAUGGCGUUUCGGUCACCGGAGAUUGAUCAUCUACCGUCGAUGGAAAUUGCGGGGAACGGGGUGAAUGGAGAUAAAGUAGGAAGGAUUUCAGUGCGGAAGUGUAGAGACUUUAGCUGUAGCGAUGAGGAGAAGAAGCCUUGCAGUCGAUUGCAUCAUCUGAACAGAAUCAACCGUGCAGCCAAACAGCGUGAAAAUGGUGGAGAAGAAACAAAGCAAGAGCCAAAGAAGAAGAAUCCAGCAGCAAUAAUUGAAGAGGACAGAAUAAUCUCCAUAUCUUCCAUAAACCCAAUUACCAGAUUACAGGAGCGGAUCAUGAAGUUGCAGCAAAUGAGUAGCAUUGAUCACUUAGAAGCCAAGGCGUCAUCAAGAAUAAUAAUGGAGAUCAAUAUGAAGAAAAAAAAGAAGCAGCAGGAAAAAGAUGAAGAUCAACCAUUAACAUGGAGAAGUAAGGCGAUGGGUGAGAGCUUGGAAGAAAUCUCAAAGGAAAUAUCAUGGGGACUCAAACAUGAGAUGGCAAAAAUAGGUAUGGCUUUACAACAUCACAUUUACGGAGACUUGAUUGAUGAGAUGCUCACUGAUAUUAUGCAUUUUUCUUCAACUUUUUCCUCCUUUCAUUCUUCUUCUAUCCCUCCAUUUGAAGCAUGUAGGAGAAGACUUCGUUUCUAGCUCUACCUAUUUGCUUUUCUUUUCCUUCUUCUUUAUAUACAAUUUAUUUAGAUAUAUAUAUAUAUAUAUAUAUAUAUAUCCACAUUAACUUUCCACUACUACUAAAGAAUUAUGCUGUUCUGACUCUAGAAACUUAGUUCAUUUAUGGUUUCCAUGCAGCCGAACGUAUUUUUAUUUC